AUGAGUCGUUACCACAAUAGUACUAGCAAAGCUUCAUCAUCAUACAACAACUAUUCCAAAAUGUCCAAUCGCCGGCAAAUGGAACAUGAAAGUGGUUAUUAUGAGGAUACAUCGGAAGAUGCCUAUGGUUACAGUGGAGGUGGUGGUGGAAGUAAACGCAUACGACAACGUUCCAAUGAGGUGGCCAAAUACAAUAAAAGACAAAAAGUCUACAAUAACCAACACAGCAACAGCUCAACAACUGGUGUGGGUGUAAAUUUGACAAAGCGGUCCUCAAAAGACAUUACAAAUUCCUCCAGCUCCAGCACAACAUCCCGUAAUAUAUAUGCCAACAAUAACAACAACAUCUAUGAUCAACACACCGAUCAUCAACAGCGUAAAAUUGCCGCCUCAUAUCAGAAUUAUCAAAACUCAACUAAAAUAAGUUCAAGUGCCAACUAUAAUCACAAUAACAACAACAAUUUAUACAACAAUGUUGUUGUUGGUAGUAGCAGCUAUCCAAAGAUGACACCCUCGUCUGGAUCAAAUGAAAUUGUCGAGGUUCCCGAUAGUGAUAAUGAUGAUGAUACCACAGCAGCAGCCAAUUCAACUAAACCAAAUAAAAUGAAAAAUGGUGGAGGUGGUAGUGUUACCAGUAAUGGAAGUCAUGGCAAGUCGAAUGCCAAUGUUCCUACAUUUAUUGUUAAUGGCAGCAGCAGUGGCAGUAAUAGUAAUCACUCUAGCCAUAACUAUGCUGUAGUCGAUAAACAACAGCAACAGGCUUCGGGAUCAAAAACCACAGCCAAUGGCACAAAGUCAUCUGGUGGCGGUGGUGGCAGUUCAAGCAAAGCUGAUAAAAAGCCCACAGAUAAUACUGCUGCCAAUAAUGGUCAAAAUAAUUCCGGAUCGGACGUGGAACGUUUACAACGUGAAAUUGAGGAAGUUACUCAGGUUCAUACAAAUUAUGUUGUCAAGCAAGAAGAACAAGUCGAUUUAUCUCACUUUAAGCUGAUACGCGUACUCGGAACAGGAGCUUAUGGAAAAGUAUUUCUGGUACGCAAACUCAAGGGCAAAGAUAAAGAUCAACUGUAUGCUAUGAAGGUGCUGAAGAAGGAUACCGUAGUACAAAAAAAGAAAACUGCCGAACAUACAACCACCGAAAGACAGGUCCUUGAAGCAAUACAACAAAGUCCAUUCCUUGUUGGACUACACUAUGCUUUUCAAACCGAUUCCAAACUGUAUUUAGUUUUGGAUUAUGUCAGUGGUGGUGAACUUUUUACACAUUUAUAUAAGGCCGAACAUUUUUCCGAAUCGACUGUACGUGUAUAUAUAGCCGAAGUGGUUUUGGCAUUGGAACAUUUACAUAAAUUGGGCAUUAUUUAUCGUGACAUUAAAUUGGAAAAUAUACUACUCGAUGGCCAGGGACAUAUUGUCCUAGCCGAUUUUGGACUAUCGAAAAUAUUUGCACCCGAUUCCGAUCAUCGGGCGCAUAGUUUUUGUGGUACACUUGAAUAUAUGGCACCGGAAAUAAUACGUGCCGGUCCAAAUGGUCAUGAUCUUGCCGUCGAUUGGUGGUCCGUUGGUGUGUUGACCUAUGAACUGUUAACCGGUGCCUCACCAUUUACCGUUGUCGAACAGCAAAAUUCGCAAAGUGACAUUUCACGACGCAUACAAAAAGUUGAUCCCGUACUACCUCCAACCCUUGGCGAACAUGUUAAAGAUUUCAUUUUGAAAAUGUUACACAAAGAUCCGAAGAAACGUUUGGGCGGCAAUAGCGCCAAUGCCACGGAAAUUAAAAAUCAUCCAUUUUUCCGUGGCAUCAAUUGGAAUGAGCUGAAGAGUAAGAGGCGAAAAGCACCAUUUAAACCCGCCCUGGAUAGUGAAGAUGAUACACAGAAUUUCAGUGAGGAGUUUACCAAACAACCGGCUAUUGAUUCACCGGCUCCGGUACCCGCUAAUACACAUCGUCUAUUUCGUGGUUAUUCAUAUGUGGCACCGCAACAUCGCAGCAAAGUUGAGCCCGAAAUUGAAAUGCAAUGCAAUUUUUAUUUGGAAUAUUGUAAUAAAAGUGUUUUGGACCCCCUACCCGCUCCCAAUAGCAUACAACUCAAAGAGCUGUGUAGUAGUGGCGCAUUCGGUAAAUGUUAUCUCGGUUGGGAUGAGUUGCGUCACAGCAAUGUUGCUGUCAAAAUUAUACCAUCAAACAAAUAUCGACCCUCCGAAUUGGAUGCUUUGAUCUCAUGUGCCCAAGAUGGUCAUAAAUGUAUAGCACAACAUUUCGGAGCAUACCGUAAUGGUUCAGAUAUUUGGCUUGUCCAAGAAUAUGUACCUGGCUGUGAGCUCUCCGAUUACAUUGUACAGCAUGAUGAGGGAAUGGAUGAGUUGUCAUGUCUGCAUGUUAUUGUGCAAAUGCUGGAUGCCCUACAACAUGUACACAAGCGGCAAUUUAUUCACGGUGACCUGAAACCGGAAAAUAUCAUUUUCGCUGGCAAUGAUAUAAGCGAAACGAAGUUGGUGGAUUUCGGUGCAGCGUGCUAUCAUGGCGAUAUGGAAUCUUGGAGUGAUAGUCCACGUUUUACCAUUGACUAUGCCCCACCCGAAAUGUUAGAAGAUCCUGAAUUGGCCACAUAUUCCAAAGCUGUGGAUAUUUGGUGUUUAGGUACCACCCUAUAUACCAUGUAUAUGGGCCAUUCACCCUUUCGGCGGGGCCGAGAGGAUCGAGCAGUUAGCUUGGAAGUCCAUCGUCAACGGAUAUUGUCGGAAGACUUUUAUAUGGAAUCCAAACGGUGGCAACAGGCCAGCUCCGAGUUACAAAAUCUUAUCAGGGGUUGCCUUGAAAAGGAUGCCAGCAAAAGGUUGACACUUUUAGAAAUUGUUGAUCAUAGUUGGUUCCAAAUUUUACAUGAACAAAUGCAGGAGGAGGAGGAAGAGGUUGAAGAGCAGCAAGUGCAACAAAUCAAAUGUGAAACAAUUGCCGAAGAAGAAGAGGAGGUGGAGGAUAAACAACAAAUUGUGGAAGAAAAAGUACCAGCGCCAUUAUCACCAAUUGCCGAGAUACAACCAGAGCAACAAGUUGCUGAGACUGUUUCUACAAAUCAUUUGAAACUUGAAAGCAUUGCUGAGGAGAACGAGCAGGAAGAGCAGCAGCAGGUGCAGGAGGAGAAGAAAUCACCAAAUGAAACAAAGAAUGUAUCAAUCAUUGAUUUAUUGGAUCAAAGUAAUUCUAAGGAAAGUGAACCUGUUAAAGAAGUUUGUGAAAAACACAAAACAGCCGCGACAACCACAAAUAAAAAUAAACCCGCUAAAACGAGAAGAAACAACAGACGUGCUGUACAAAAAUUCAAUGACAAUUCGACUUCUUCUCCUGUUUCUUCAGAUUUAGAAGAUUUUUGUGGAUUUGAUGAAAACACACCACCACCAACAACAAAACAACUCAAUGCCCUAAUUACUUCGUUGGCCUCCCUAAGACGGUGCAAGCGUACAUAUAUGACGGUUGACGAACAGCAGCCACCAUUGCCUUUAGUAACUCCGGUUGCUGAUGCACCUGCGCCUGCCGCAACAAAAAUAGCCAGUACCAGAUAUUCCGUGCGCAAUGUACAACCAUUAAACAAUAAUUCCAAUGCCAGCAAUCGAAGAGCAACAAGUACAAUAGUUACCAACAAAACGACGCCGCCGCCGUCGACGACGGCGAUGACAACCACAAAUGACAACAACAAACUUAGCAAAUUAGACUCGAAGUCGAUAACAAUUUCCUCCUCCCAGAGAAAUAUUAAAAAACUCCAACCUCCUGCGACUGGUGCUGUGGUUCUAAACAAGAAACGCACCGGCCGCUCCGCCGCAGUCUCAUCAUUAAUUGUGGAAAGUGUGGUGACCGACGUAGUUGUAGAGAAUGACGACGACAACAGUUUUCAGGGCUUUACCGAUACCCUCAAGUGUAAACAAAGAUUACGUGCUUUUAAUCUUAUGUUGCAUCAUGCGCAAGUGGCUUUAAAGCAUUUCAAUAUUGAACGUCGUGUAUAUAAGAAUAGGAACAGUAGUAGUGGUAGACAAAGUUUGGAACAGCAACAGCAAAGACCAACAUCAGUGCACAAAGAAGCACAUCGAUUAUCGUCCACGCACAUAGCACCACCACAAUCCGUGGGGAAUGGAGUUAGCGGUCGACGUCAACCGGCACGCAGUACACGUGCACAACGGGCGCGUUAUGUUUUCGAAUGA
Molecule: messenger RNA, 4194 nt
Organism: Musca vetustissima
Lineage: Eukaryota; Metazoa; Arthropoda; Insecta; Diptera; Muscidae
Product: chromosomal serine/threonine-protein kinase JIL-1
Exons: 8
Coding region: 1-4194 (1397 amino acids)
Biological process (GO): regulation of DNA-templated transcription; protein phosphorylation
Molecular function (GO): ATP binding; protein serine/threonine kinase activity
Source: RefSeq, a predicted model, not a curated record